Microtus ochrogaster (prairie vole) is the source of this 4614-nucleotide messenger RNA. It is a transcript of the gene Sntg1, whose product is annotated as syntrophin gamma 1. Gene Ontology annotation, cellular component: intracellular anatomical structure; dystrophin-associated glycoprotein complex. Gene Ontology annotation, molecular function: protein binding; structural molecule activity. NCBI's taxonomy places the organism in Eukaryota, Metazoa, Chordata, Mammalia, Rodentia, Cricetidae. The record is from RefSeq and is a predicted model, not a curated record.
GCUGCUGCCCCCCUUCCUCAUCCUGCAGCCCCGCAAGCUGCGCAGAACGCCAUCUGGCGACGCGGGAUGACCCGCAGGCACCGAGCCUCCAGCGGAGGGGAAGCGAAACCACAGCUGGCGGGAGUGCGGGGGGCGGGGGAGGCGAAGCGUGGAAUAAUUCCAUGACUUCCCCAGUCAGUCCGAGGCGUGGGAAAAGCAAGAACCGGUGCGGGCGGAGAGCGGGCAUCCAUCCGCAUUGGGUGAACCCGAGCGCCUUCGCAGCGACCCUGUGCUCCGCUCGUUCGGGUCCCUAGGUGGGAACAAACUCCGGGUGCAGAAGUCCGCGCUGCACAAGUCCUUUGGCUGGAGUUAGGCGCUGCCGAGGCUGGUGUCAGCCGGCGAUUUGCAGCUUUCCCAUAGUCACUCCCGGCGCCGCAGGGGCGCGGUUUUAAGCAGCUGGCCCCAUUUUCCCAUGCUGUGUAUUUCAAUUGCCCCAUCUCACUCUAUUCGUGGAGGCACCGUUUGCCACGUGUGGAUGGCGGAGCCCUCAGCAGCCUCUUAUAGGGUCACCAAUGUGAGCCCGUGUCCAGCUCCACAGGAAGCUUCUCGAAUGGAGUGGGGUUUGCACUGCACCGCCAGGAGCCGGACUGCUGAGCUUAGACGCCUGAGCGUCUCGAUCCUAUGCCUAAACCUUACCCAAGUCUUUUAGGGAUGGCCUAGCAGCCCCGCUUACCUGAUCGAUUACACUCAUCCAGUCUUUUGUUCCGCGAGACGCUUUCGCCCUUGCGGAAACCCAGGCGGUGGGAGGGUCGGUGCUAGAACGCAAUCUCCUUGGCCUGGCCGCACGCUCGGACUUCGGUGUCUGUGGCUAGCUCUCCACCGCGCCACAACGCCUCGGGAACAAAGGAAACCCACUCAGAGCCUCCGUGAACUCAGAAGACGCUCAGUUCUUAUUUCCCACGGAUUCCUGACUCUCCGGAAACGCUGACAGCGUAUACACUGGAGGAUAUUAUGCUGGAGAGACCACUGAUUCUUAAGAAAUGAGCCAUGGAGAAAAAAACGGCAAAGCUGGAAGCCCUGGAAGAGGCCUUAGCACGAAAAUAGGAUCUGCGUUCGGCUACAGGGUCCUAAUCCCCUCUCUUCAGCACCGGAGGGGAUGGACAGCGUCUCCCAGCUGGGCCUCCGUCUUGGGGACUUAGGUGUGCUGCUGCGGCUGUCUCUACUGCUGUCCUUGUGGUCACUGUCAUGGACAAGAGCUCUCGGCAGCUAAAAGGCGGUGCCUCCGGUCCCCUUCCUUGAUGGUUGAAAACCUGCCUUCCUCAUCCUCUUGUCACUCAUAGGAACCCGACUCCGCGUGGUUAAACUCUGGGCAGCAACUCCAAAAAUAAUUUUCUGCAUGGGCUGGAAGGAAUGCAGGCAGAAGAGUAGAGUUGAAGUUCUUAGAAGCACCAAGGAACUGUAAGCGCUGCAGCAGGAGUUGAAAUACCCAAAGGCCCACAGUUCUUUAAACAAGAACUUCCCGGACUGAAUUGCAGCUGUGGUGGAAACAGCUUUGCGAGAGGUUGGAGAUACUAAACCCCAACAUUAGAGUAGCCGAAAAGACUCCAUUUCCUCUGCUCAGCAGUCUGCUCUCCAGGAUGUUGAGAUUGCCCAAGAAAUAACGUUGCAAAGAAGACUUACCACUCUACCUAAAUUCAAAACGCAUCCUUCAGAGUGCCACAGCACAUGGAUUUCAGAACUACCUGUGAGGAGUCAAAGACAGGGGUUUGCUUGCUACAAGAUGGUAAUCAGGAACCUUUUAAAGUCCGGCUGCAUCUUGCCAGAGAUCUGCUGAUGCUACAGGAGCAAGACGUUCUGUGUGUGUCUGGUGAGCCUUUCUAUUCUGGUGAAAGAACGGUGACAAUCAGAAGGCAGACAGUAGGAGGAUUUGGAUUAAGCAUAAAGGGAGGUGCAGAACAUAACAUUCCAGUUGUCAUUUCUAAAAUCUCCAAGGAGCAAAGAGCGGAGCUUUCAGGACUGCUCUUCAUCGGAGAUGCAAUUCUGCAGAUAAAUGGAAUUAAUGUGAGGAAAUGCAGGCAUGAAGAAGUGGUCCAGGUUCUCCGGAACGCUGGGGAGGAAGUGACGCUGACAGUGUCGUUUUUAAAAAGGGCACCUGCUUUCCUCAAGCUCCCACUGAAUGAAGACUGCGCAUGUGCUCCAAGUGACCAAAGCAGUGGUACCUCUUCUCCUCUUUGUGACAGUGGCUUGCAUCUCAACUACCAUCCAAACAACACAGAUACGCUUUCCUGCUCUUCGUGGCCCACAUCUCCAGGCCUGCGGUGGGAGAAGCGGUGGUGUGACCUCAGGCUCAUUCCUCUACUGCAUGCCCGCUGCUCCCAGUACCUGCCCGGGACUGACCUGAGUCGGCAGAACGCUUUCCAAGUUGUUGCUGUGGAUGGAGUCUGCAGUGGAAUUAUUCAGUGCCUGUCUACUGAAGACUGCAUGGAUUGGCUCCAAGCAAUAGCAGCUAAUAUUUCAAGCCUCACAAAGCAUAAUAUCAAAAAAAUCAACAGAAAUUUCCCUGUAAACCAGCAGAUUGUUUACAUGGGUUGGUGCGAAGCACGGGAGCAGGAAUCACUCCAGGACCGUGUGUACACACCUGUCUUUCUCGCCCUGAGGGGCUCCUGUCUUUACAGGUUCCCUUCACCUCCAGUGACCACAUGGGAUUGGACACGAGCAGAGAAAACCUUCUCUAUAUGUGAGAUCAUGUGCAAGGUUCUCAAGGACAGUGACCUGCUGGAUCGGCGGAAACAUUGCUUUACUAUGCAGUCUGAGUGUGGGGAGGAUUUCUACUUCUCGGUGGAGUUAGAGAGUGACCUUGCCCAAUGGGAGCGAGCCUUCCAAACAGCCACCUUCUUAGAAGUAGAACGGAUACAGUGCAAGACCUAUGCUUGUGUGCUGGAGAGUCACCUAAUGGGCCUCACGAUUGACUUCAGCUCGGGUUUCAUCUGCUAUGAUGCAGCAACAAAGGCCAUACUUUGGAGGUAUAAAUUCUCUCAGCUUAAAGGCUCAUCAGAUGAUGGCAAAAGCAAAAUAAAAUUUUUGUUUCAAAAUUCAGAAACUAAACAAAUUGAAGCAAAGGAGUUGGAAUUUUCAAAUUUAUUUGCUGUUCUUCACUGUAUCCACUCAUUUUUUGCUGCCAAAGUGGCUUGUUUGGACCCUCUGUUUUUAGGCAAUCAGGCUGCUGCUUCUGCUACUGCCACCUCUGCUUCUACAAGCAAAGCAAAGCACGUGGCUUGACAGACUGAGUUCUGCCUAGCAGCCCCACUGUCACUCCUCGUUUUCAUCCGGCAGAGACCAUGCUGUCACCAUGUCAACAGUGAAGUCAGACUGCGACUCCAGUGGGAAAAAAUGUCAGGAGGUAUCUGCAGUAGAUCUUACCCUGGCAGGUAUCCGCAAAUAACCGGGAAUGGGCAGAGCAGCCGAUUCUUUCUCCUCGGAUCUUUAUCAGGACACAGCUGUCACCGUGGAUGGUGAUGAAUGAUUGGUGUAAAGUAUGUAAAUAACACAAAAAUUGUAAGCUACCUAUAAAUAAAAAUACCAAUUAAAUGGCUAUUUCUCUAUUUUAGAUUAUUUUGUAUGACAGAGACAUAGUGGGCAGAUCAUGAGCCAAUGCCCUAUCAUUGUAUUAUGAGUGUAAAAUAAAUUAAAAAGUAAAGCAAGGCAAGUAGCAUGCAAAAAUAAUAAUAAUAAAACAUUAAAACCUCAAGGAUAGAAGUACCUUAACCUACCCACAUGAGUUUCUUCCUAUAUUCCCAUCUUAUGUUUCCACAUGAGCACUCCGGUUGUGUUUACCAGAUUUAAAAUCUUCUGAAGAAUAAGUAAAGAUAAUCACAUUGGCCUGUGAUACACACUAAGAAAUGAAACAUUCCUUCUUGAAUGAAUGCUACAAAAAUGUUUUAUAUUAAAAAUGGUAUUAGUCCUGAAUGGCUAAAACACUCAUGAUUUUCCUGUUCUUCAUGUAAACACACUUAUACUCUUUUGCCUAAUGAUAUUUGUGAACAAACUAAACUUUAAUAAAUUGAUAUGACCCAAAAUUCUUACAGAGAAAAUUAUGUCAAUAAAUUCUGUUUAAGAAGUAGGACUUUGUAACCCUUUCCUGUUUAGUCAUGAAUCGAAAAGUUCCUGAAAAGUAGCCACAGAGGCAAUAAUUUCAUUUGAGUAUAUUUAUUGAGUAAAUUGAGAUUUGGAAACAAUUCUCAAAAUACAUGUCCUAGAAUGCCAUGGAGUAUGAUGAAGUAGUUAUAAUAGAUUAAGACUGCUGUAGCUAGCUUGUGUUAGCGUUAGGAAGACGAAAAGGAGAGAAAUAGGAAAUAUGGAGAAUGUACUCAUAGCUGGGAAUGGGGUCUUGCUAGUCACACAGAGCAGGAAGCAUUCUCUCGCCCUCAUCUAAGGCUCUGUAGAUGUCUGCUUUUAAACAACUGGGUAUUUAUUGAAAAGUAAAAAGGAAGCCCAUUUUUGCUUGUACACAUUUCAGUUGAUAAUUGUUUUAGCCCUUUUUAAAUGGCAAGCUUUCUAACAGGGAGUUCACUAAUGUAAGAUUGGAACUAAAAUGCCUUUCCAAAAGAACAAAAAAAAUUUAAUAAUAAAAGUUUA